AUGCUUCCGCGCGCGCUGCGUACGGCAGGUGCUAGUAUUGCGCGCCGCAAUGCGUCGGCGAGCGUUCCUCUCUCGCGCAUGGCCGUGCGUGGCUAUGCUACCGAGAAGAUGGAGAACCCGACGCACUCGGCGACGACCGUCGAAGACCUCCAGGGCCACGAUGCCUCGACGCUCCUCCGUGAGGAGGGUACGUCUCGGGAUGCGAGUCUGCGUCACUUUACCGUCAACUUUGGUCCCCAGCACCCUGCUGCGCACGGUGUGCUGCGUCUGAUUAUGGAGCUGAACGGUGAAGAGAUCCUCCGUGUUGACCCUCACGUCGGCCUGCUCCACCGUGGCACGGAAAAGCUGAUUGAAUACAAGACGUACACGCAGGCGCUGCCGUACUUUGAUCGUCUCGACUACGGUUCGAUGAUGACCAACGAGCUGUGCUUUUCGCGUGCCGUCGAGAAGCUGCUGAACAUCGAGGUCCCCGAGCGUGCCAAGUGGAUCCGUACCCUGUUUGGUGAGCUUACGCGUGUCUCGAACCACUGUAUGGCCGUCUUUUCGCACAUUAUGGACGUCGGUGGUCUCACCCCAUUCGUCUGGGGUCUCGAGGAGCGUGAAAAGAUUAUGGAGUUCUACGAGCGUGUGUCGGGUGCGCGUAUGCACGCCGCCUACAUCCGCCCCGGUGGUGUGACGUAUGACAUCCCCCCGGGUUUGCUCGAGGACAUUUACCACUGGUGCACGCAGUUCUCCGGCCGCAUCGACGAGAUUGAGGAGCUGGUGACCAACAACCGUAUCUGGCAGCAGCGUACGAUUGGCAUCGGCCGUGUCACUGCGCAGGAGGCGCUUGACUACGGUUUCAGUGGCGUGAUGCUCCGUGGCUCGGGUAUCCCCUGGGACGUCCGCAAGAUGCAGCCGUACGAUGCAUACGACCAGUGCGAGUUCGACGUCCCGGUCGGCAAGAACGGCGACUGCUUCGACCGCUACGUGUGCCGUAUGGAAGAGUUCCGCCAGUCGCUGCGCAUCAUCCACCAGUGCCUGAACAAGAUGCCCGCGGGCCAGAUCAAGGUCGACGACCACAAGAUCUCGCCGCCCUCGCGCUCGAUGAUGAAGGACUCGAUGGAGAGUUUGAUUCACCACUUUAAGCUCUUCUCCGAGGGCUACGCGGUUCCCCCCGGCGAGACCUACUCGGCGAUCGAGGCGCCCAAGGGUGAGAUGGGUGUGUACCUCGUCUCGAACGGUACCAACCGCCCCUACCGCUGCUCCAUCUCUGCGCCCGGUUUCCGCCACCUGGCCGGUGCCGACUUUAUGGCGCGCCACCACUACCUGCCCGACAUGGUCGCCAUCAUCGGUACCAUGGACCUGGUGUUCGGUGAGGUCGACAGGUAA
Malassezia japonica is the source of this 1371-nucleotide messenger RNA. RefSeq lists its product as uncharacterized. The record is from RefSeq and is a predicted model, not a curated record. Gene Ontology annotation, molecular function: NAD binding; quinone binding; oxidoreductase activity, acting on NAD(P)H. Gene Ontology annotation, biological process: mitochondrial electron transport, NADH to ubiquinone. The transcript has 2 exons. The coding region runs from base 1 to 1371 and encodes 456 amino acids. Lineage: Eukaryota; Fungi; Basidiomycota; Malasseziomycetes; Malasseziales; Malasseziaceae.